GGCAAGUAGUCAAGGCUGUAGAGAGGGAUGUUGACUUCAUUUGAGCAGAACCGAAUCAUAGGCUACAGAAGAUGAAGUAUUCAGUAAUCUUUGACAGAAUGAAGCCGAUACCAAAUAUCACGUUACCGUCCUGGCCUGAAACGCACGUCACUUUUGUCAAGUUUGACUUUGACACUUUCGGAAGUCUUUCACUUUUUGGUUAUGUCGAGAUUGUCGAGACUCGAGAAUCAGAAUCUGAGAUCAGAAUAAAAAGUAUAGUAGUAUCAGUAUCAGUAUGUUAAAUCUGUACAAAAAUAUACGUAUCAGUCACCAGCCAGUAUUAAAACAAUGCAUUUGCAAGUUAUCCAGUGAUAGGGAUACAAAUUCACCCAGAAAAAUUAUUCCACAAGAUGAUGAAGUGAUGCCAAGAGUUUAUGAUAAAAAGGAAAUAGAUAAACUGAAAUGGAGAACCCCGUGGCACCAGAAAGAAGGCGAGCAUUAUAGUUUCUUGAGAACGUUUUACAAAGAGGAUAGUAAAAGAAGGCUGCUCCAAAGAUUACAGACACCCAUUGAUCUCUCACCCUCAGGAAUAAAGAAGUGGUGGGCAAAUAAAACUGAACUCAAGGAAAUUAUUCUUCAGUCAUACAUACCUGAGAGAAAUCAAACCUUGGGAAAUGAAUUGGCUGCUGCACAUUUUAUUGUACAUCGCGGAGGAGCUAUAAAGUUUUUUGAUGAAGAUGUCUGGAUCAAAGCUAAUGAGAUGAAUGAAUAUACUCUCCCUAGGUUUUUUGAUGAAGACAAGUUCCUGCAAGCAAUUGAUUGUGCUGACAUGAAACUUCACUAUGAAGGUUUGGUGAACUUGAGAGGCUUGAAGAAUGUGGAAUGGCUCAGUCUAAAUGGUUGUGAGCAUAUGGAUGAUUGGUGCUUAGAUAUGAUUAGUAAUAUAUUUAGUCAUAGUUUGUUAUAUCUAGACCUCAGAAAUUGUUCAAAUAUUUCAGAUAAGGGCAUAGGGGCACUGUAUAAAAUGGAAAAAUUGAAAAUUCUAUAUUUAGAUGAUUUUUUGAGAUCAACUACCUAUGAAUUAACUUGUUUGUUACUACAAGAAAUUAGACCAGAUUUGGAUAUCAGAAGUGAUCCUGUUACAUUUGACUUGAGUUGAUGAAAAUUAGUGAAAUUGAAUUUCAACUCUUCAGGAGUUUUUGUGAUAUUGUUGAUUGUAAAUUAUUGAAGGAUUGUUUCCUUUAAAACUACAGGAUUUUCAUUUAACUCAAUAUACAAGAUGUUCACUAAUUGAAUGCUAAUAAUAAGGUAAUUUCAAGAAGAAAAGUUUAAAUCAACAUAAUUAUGUCCUAAUCCACUCAGUUUUUGAGCAUCAGGGUGUUACAAUUUCAAGAAAAAAAUUUAUUUU
This is a messenger RNA of Phaedon cochleariae (mustard beetle), 1387 nucleotides long. The record is from the annotation of a GenBank genome assembly. NCBI's taxonomy places the organism in Eukaryota, Metazoa, Arthropoda, Insecta, Coleoptera, Chrysomelidae.